AUGGCGAAAGACAAAACAGUGCGGGCAUCCCAGAAAGCUCCUGUCAGCAAAAAUGCAUACAAGCAGCUGAUCUCUAACUAUUCUGCGGACACACCCCCACGCUUCAAACUCAUCGAUGCCUUUUUGGCAUUCUUAUUCGUUACUGGAAUCUUGCAGUUCGUUUAUUGUAUUGUCUUGUCAAACUAUCCCUUCAACUCUUUCCUCGCUGGAUUUUCAGCCACUGUGGGUCAAUUUGUGCUUUCUCUUGCGCUGCGUUUGCAACUUGGCGCAGGAGAGUCUGGAAAACCGCGUGUCGCUGAAGGCAGAGCAUUCGCCGAGUUCCUUUUCGCAUCUGUAGUCUUACACUUUUUCGUUGUCAACUUCCUUGGCUAG
Malassezia globosa CBS 7966 is the source of this 372-nucleotide messenger RNA. RefSeq lists its product as uncharacterized. The record is from RefSeq and is a predicted model, not a curated record. The transcript is spliced from 2 exons. Gene Ontology annotation, cellular component: oligosaccharyltransferase complex; membrane. The coding region runs from base 1 to 372 and encodes 123 amino acids. NCBI's taxonomy places the organism in Eukaryota, Fungi, Basidiomycota, Malasseziomycetes, Malasseziales, Malasseziaceae. Gene Ontology annotation, biological process: protein N-linked glycosylation.